GUUAGAUCUUGGAGAUCGAACGGUUACAUCUUCUCUUAAAUCUUGAAAUUUCCCGCCUCUUUUUGAGCUUAUAAAUAGGUUGAGUGGUAGGGCCAUUCGCACGUAUUGCUCUCAUCCGAAUUGUGGUAGCCGAAGGUUUGAGAAGCCGAUCCGAAGAGCGAUUGUGGUUUUGAAAAGAAAUUGGUAAGUUUUUAUCGUCAUGUCUAAUACUUCAUCGAGCUCUUCGGUCAGCAGCUCUCGGUCGUCUGCGUCCGAGGGGUCUUCGUCCAACGCCUCAAGUCGUUCUAGCAUGGUUCGGUCCCCUACCGAUGCUGAAAGGCCGGAUGAAAGUCUUUCUUCAUCAGGAGAGACUUCUACUAGUGGGAGCGAAGAGGUCCAACAAAAGACAAAGCGCGUAUCAAAUCGGCAGCGGUACGGUCCGUCCGAAGUGCCAGGUUAUGAGUGGGUAAACGGGGAGGUAACCUCCUAUUACUCGCGUUACCGAGACACGGGCAUGAUUACCAACUUGUUGGAUUACACCAAAUGCUUGAAUUUUGGCGCCGCCGAGGAACCCUAUCCGAUUGGGGUUCGGUCAUGCCGGAAUAAUGCCUUUCCGAACCCGGAUAUGGUUUGCCUUGAUCAAAGUGGUGCGAAGAUGGAAUCGUUUUAUAUGUACGACUGCCUCAUUCGGGAUCUCAAAGUCAAGCUGCCGUUUGAUGAAUUUACUAUGGGGGUGUUGAGGGUGCUGAAUGUUGCCCCUACCCAAUUGCACCCGAACAGCUGGGCGCAAUUGCAAGGUUUCAAACAUUUGUGUAAGUGUGUCAACAUUAAGCCUUCUCCGCUCCGUGUAUCGCUAUCAUGA
Cajanus cajan (pigeon pea) is the source of this 841-nucleotide messenger RNA. Lineage: Eukaryota; Viridiplantae; Streptophyta; Magnoliopsida; Fabales; Fabaceae. The record is from RefSeq and is a predicted model, not a curated record.